AUGGCUGGCCUCGACGCUCUCUUUCGGCCCGUGCCGCUCUUCGGGGCCGCCGCGCUCCUCCGAGUAGGCAUGCUCUUCUAUGGACUAUGGCAAGACGCCAACUCCGCAGUCAAGUACACCGACAUCGACUAUCUGGUCUUCACGGAUGCCGCUCGCUUCACUGCCCAAGGACGCUCACCUUACGACCGUGAAACUUACCGUUACACGCCCCUGUUGGCGUGGAUGCUCGUUCCCACCGCCUGGGAGGGUUGGUUCUCGUUCGGAAAGGCCACCUUCGCCGUCGCGGACCUUUUGGCAGGAUGGCUCAUCGUGCGCAUCUUGAGAAGUCGAGGUAUCGAUGAAGGGCGCGCUUUGAAGUAUGCCAGUAUCUGGCUACUCAACCCCAUGGUUGCAACCAUCAGCACCCGUGGCAGUUCCGAAGGACUGCUUGGUGUGAUGGUCAUGGCGCUCCUGUGGGCAGUAUUGGAGAGGCGAACGACGCUUGCCGGGCUGAUUCUUGGCUUUGGAGUUCACUUCAAGAUCUACCCCUUCAUCUAUGCACCAGCAAUCGUUUGGUGGAUGGAUGAUGCGGCACUGGGACGGAAAGGGGCGAGCGAGGGAAGUAGUCCGGCGCAGAUCAUCGUCAACUUUUUGAAUCCGGAGAGAAUCAAGCUGGCCGUUGUCAGUCUCGCGACGUUCAUGGGUCUCAACAUCGCCAUGUUCUCGAUCUACGGCACGCCUUUCCUGGUGCACACCUACUUCCACCAUGUCACUAGGAUCGAUCACAGGCACAACUUUAGCCCUUACAACAUCCUUCUCUAUCUUAAUUCUGCAUUCCCGUCGACGGCCAGCAUCAAGAUUGAAUCCGUGGCUUUCUUUCCCCAGAUUCUGCUCUCGACAGUACUCAUUCCUCUCAUCAUGGCAAAGAAGGACCUUGCAGCCUCGAUGAUGGCCCAGACUUUUGCAUUCGUCACCUUCAACAAGGUCUGCACGAGCCAGUACUUCCUCUGGUACAUGGUCUUCCUCCCCAUCUACCUGCCCAACUCCUCGUUUCUGAAGAGCCCGAAGUUGGGAGUCACCGCACUUGUUCUUUGGGUUGUGUCGCAAGCGGCAUGGCUGCAGCAGGGCUUUCAACUUGAGUUUCUUGGAUACAGUACCUUCUUCCCAGGACUUUAUGCCUCUUCUGUGGGAUUCUUCCUGGUCAACUGCUGGAUACUGGGUGUCAUUGUUGGAGAUGGGGAUGAGGCAACUAGAGCUGCUCCGAUUGAGAAGGCUAAAAGAUAG
Messenger RNA from Colletotrichum karsti, 1263 nucleotides. Its product is annotated as gpi mannosyltransferase. The transcript is spliced from 2 exons. Bases 1 to 1263 code for a protein of 420 amino acids. Gene Ontology annotation, biological process: GPI anchor biosynthetic process. Gene Ontology annotation, molecular function: GPI mannosyltransferase activity; alpha-1,4-mannosyltransferase activity. The record is from RefSeq and is a predicted model, not a curated record. Lineage: Eukaryota; Fungi; Ascomycota; Sordariomycetes; Glomerellales; Glomerellaceae. Gene Ontology annotation, cellular component: membrane; glycosylphosphatidylinositol-mannosyltransferase I complex.